AUGUUAGAAUUGCAGGAGCACCUUUUCCUGGUUGCAGACUCUGGCGCGAUUGGCGGAGCAGUCAGCGUGAAUCCGUUUCUCAAAACACACUUUGAUCCGCUCUUUGCUUGUCAUCAUGUGCUUCACCUUCCAUCUGACAAGAAAGGUCUCCAGACUGACAUCAGUCGCUUUGCAGAUCUGAUCAAGCUUCCAUGGGCUUAUAAUGGUACGCAAAUGGACGCUGCAGCGAGGCAAGCCUAUGCUAGACCUGAGGCUUCAUGGAGAAAGAUGCUUAUUACGCAGCCUCCUGUUGCGCAUCUGGACUGGUGGCAUUUUUGGAAGUCAGAUACCAAUAGUGGUUGGUCCCGCCACGAAUGUACUGAAGUCGUUACAAUCGGCAUGCUUUGGGACUGGCUUAAGGCCGUACUCAUACGAGAGUGCGAUUCGCAGAUCGUCAUCUUUCCCGGCGGCUGUGCGCUGCUAGAAGACCCAUCUUCCAGCCCCUCGGAGACAACCUGGGCCCGUCGUGCAGCAGAUAUCGGUGUCGCUAUCACCGACCCCAACAUACCUAGGAUCAAGAUCACGACGCAUCAAUCAUGGCCUGGCGAAGGACCUUCUGUGUUCCACCGCUUCAAUAUGCAGCGACGAGAAUGGGAAGAAGUCAUGCCCGAGCACCAAAUUGAUCUUACAGCAGCACAGCAGAGACGAGCUAUUCGGUUUACUGGUGAAGGCACUUGGUGGUUGAUUUCUGAUUGUCAGCUUGAGGGAAAUAAUGACAGCUCAGGCCGGUGGUCGAAGAGCGAUGCAUUUCAAUGGAUUGCAAUGCGCGAAGUUACACGCAGGUCGGGUGGAGAUGGUGCUCGUAACAUGGCCGCGAGAAGCCGGAUCGCAUCAGCACUUGAGCAGCGCUUAAGUAAUUGACAGCAAAGCUAUUAAGAAAAGUCUAUGCACACAUAACGCGCACGAGCUCGAGCACGCGAACAUCUCAACUAGCGACUUUGUAGGCAAUGCUGAGUACUUCGACUG
Messenger RNA from Dissoconium aciculare CBS 342.82, 1005 nucleotides. RefSeq lists its product as uncharacterized. NCBI's taxonomy places the organism in Eukaryota, Fungi, Ascomycota, Dothideomycetes, Mycosphaerellales, Dissoconiaceae. The record is from RefSeq and is a predicted model, not a curated record. The transcript has a single exon. Bases 1 to 900 code for a protein of 299 amino acids.